UUCAACAAGCACACUGUGAGGCGUGAUAAGCGAGGCGCGUUCACGUGGGUGCCACUGGCUACAACACUGACAGCAUCACCAAAACACCGGCUUCCUCCGUCCACACUCGACCUAACAACAGCCAAUUUAGAGGUUUAUCUGAACGCAGAAACAGGAGUGGAGAGCAGAGCCUCCGCGACAGAAACUAAUCCCUCCUUGCAGGCAGACGCAGGACUUGUAGUACUAGUGGCUGCAGUAGCUGAGCGGUGGAUCUAUUUGUUUUUGUGGUUUCGCGUCGGUGCUCCACGCACACGCCGUGUCUUUGAAGUGGAAGUGGGGAGAGGAAGAGCAUCUCAGUGGCGGCUGUCAAGAGAGGAGGAGGACAAUGGAGGGGAUGCAGGCAUACGGAGCCGGGAAAGCCGGCGGAGGAGCCUUCGACCCUGUCACCUUCCUCCAGCAGCCACAGACCAUUCUCCGCAUAGUGUCUUGGCUCUUCUCCAUCGUGAUUUUCGGCUGCAUCGCUAAUGAAGGCUACAUCAACCGGCAAAAUGAAAUGGAACAGUACUGCAUCUUCAACCGCAACCAGAAUGCCUGUAAUUACGGUGUCUUUAUGGGCUCCAUGGCCUUCCUCUGCUGUAUUGCCUUUUUGGCUCUGGACAUCUACUUCCCUCAGAUCAGCAGUGUCAAAGACCGCAAAAAGGCUGUACUGGCUGAUAUUGGAGUGUCAGCAUUCUGGUCCUUCAUGUGGUUUGUGGGUUUCUGCUUCUUGGCCAACCAGUGGCAGGUCUCCAAGGAGGAAGACAAUCCCCUCAGGGAAGGAGGGGAUGCAGCUCGGGCAGCCAUAACCUUUUCCUUCUUCUCCAUCUUCACAUGGGCGGCGCAGUCCUUCUUGGCCUUCCAGAGAUACAAGCUCGGGGCCGACUCAGCGCUCUUCUCGCAGGAAUACACCGACCCAAGCCUGGAUGCGGGUGGAGCGCCUUACACAAGCUUUGGGGGCGAAAACAUGGAGAGUCCGAAUGGGGAAGGAGGCCAAGCCAACAGCGAUGGGGCUUUUGAUGGUACUGGGGGCUACCAGCGUCAAGACUACUGAGAUGUCGGAGGGCUCAGAUUUAUGUAGGGAAUAACAAAAUUGUCCAAAAUAAAGUCUAACUAGAAAUAGUAUUGUUUUGUUUCCAUUAAAAUUGUACGGAAGCCACAAACUGACAACAUUGCUUUUUUUUUUUGCCCGUUUUUUCAUAAUAACGAAGUAGUGGAUGUCGUUUCUCGUAAUAACCACAUCGACUAUCUCUAUAUCAUGAUAAAUCACGUUUUUUUCUUGUGAUGAAGAGAACUUGAGCUAGUAUUUCUUGUUAGCAGCAGAACACUUAAAAUGAAGCCAUUGAUCAUCGUAUAUCCGCUUGUAGACAUGCAAAAGGAAAACAUAAGCAGUCGCCUGGGCAAGUGUAGCCGUGCCAACCUUUUUCUCAAAUGACGAUUUGGACGUCGUUUCUAACCGACAACAUCAGCACAAUCUACGCCUUAGUUACAACACAAUUAGAGUAAUCAAUUAUAAAUUGAUCAGUUCUUCUGGUGUUCAAUGAUCUCCCUGAAAAAUUGCUUUGUUUUGCUGCGGAUCGUCCAGAAAUGGAAAAAAGUAUUUUCUUCGUUAUCUCAUUACCAUGAUGUUACAAAAUUUGUUAUCUUGUGAUGACAUCUACUACUUCAUAAUUUUUUUAUGAUAAUGUGAUAAUAGAGAUUGUUGUCACGAAAAAACGGGCGAAAAAAAAAAGAAAAAGCAAGGUAGGCCAUUUGCAACUUCCGUAAAUUUGCUCUGAAUCAGACUGUGGUAGCUAUUUGCUUCACUUGUGCUGCUAGCAAUUCUGCUUGGACCCAGGACAGACAGAACAGCUCCAGAUCUGGCCUUAAUGCUGUUAGCAGUAAGAGCCGGUACUGUGUAUGUCAUGAAGCUACGUGUGUUUAAAAUGACCAGAUUAGAGUUUACAACCAUCACAAAUGUUGCAGCUGAUGUUCAAAUUAAGGUUUUUGGUGGAGUCCUAGUAGUUUUUGAGCAUUAAAAUUUUACCUUGCGCAGAUUUUGGAGGCACAACUUGUCCCAAAAAUGAAAAUAAUAAAGGUUCAGAUCAUUCUUGUGGAGAGUUGCUUGACUUAAAGCCCCACUCCGAUCAUCUUUUGAUCAAUUAUAAAAGUGUUCCCAGUGGUCUUUUAAUUAUAAUUAUGCUGUUUUUAACCAAAAUCUAAAAACCUGUGUUGUUUUCUUGGACAAAGUUUCUGCAGAGCGGAUGGAGUUAGGAAGGAAUUUGCCUAUGAGUUGUAGGCAGGACCAUUGGCGUGGAGUAAGCCCGCUCCCUUCCCAUCAUCCAUCUGUUAACACGUUCUCCCUCUAGCUAACAGCCCGUCACACCCCCGACCUAACAUUAGCGGUCCAACAAAAAUGGUGAACAAUACCAAAGCUGUCCAGCCGUACAGUUUUGAGCCAGACACCAGCUCUCACAAGGAAAAUGAACAAGCACGAAGCUUAUGGCCAUAAAUCUUUUACGUGUUCUACAAGCUUUUCAAAUGGCAUUUUUUCAUCUUUUCUUGAUUCACGACGAUUUGAAAAGAUUCAAAGAUUUGAAAGAAAUACUCAGAAAUGCAAUUUUAAUCAUAAUUGUCUUUAAACAUGUCCUCCAGCAUCAGAAAAACACUACAAGAACAUGUUAAAAACACUAUAUACAGGAUUUUCAUCGGAGUGGGUUUUUAAGAUGUUGCAUUGUGGCUAGAAAUGAUAAUUAUUAGUAGAUAUUCUGGAAGGCAGCAUAGUUUAAUAGCAAAAACUUUCAAAGCAAGGCACAUAUUCGCAGCACUUUGAAGGUGAUUGUUGUCUGUGAAGAGAAAACCUCUCAGUGCUGUAUUACAAAGACCGACAUGCAUACGUAACAGUAACCACCCCAAAAAUAGAGAGAAAGAAGACUGCUUGUGUUUCCUUUAUUCUUUUGUGAGGGUGUUUUUUUAAAUCUUUUUCUGCAAAUCUUUUUCUUAGUUGUUGCCUUAGUGCUGACUGCCAAGUCAAAUCCAACAAACACUGGAUGCCACAUGACCCCCACAAAUAGCACACUCAUCUUUUACCAUUUAAAGACUUGAUUUUUUUCUUUAAAAAAACUUGUUCUGCAUUAAUAAAUCCAACCUUAUACAGUAUCAGUAGACCGAAAAGGUCCUGCAGGGAAUUUAAAAAAAAAAAAAUUUUUAUCUCUGUUUGCAAAUCUGCAUUUAAGGUCCACAAUCAACACCCCAAGUAUUUCUAAACAUGCAUUACGCCGCUUUCUGAAAGAAUAUUGUAUUAGUAAAUCUAUAAAUUAAUGUUAAUCUAUAAUUAAGCCUAAUAUAGUGUUUGACGGGAAGAAUCAGCAUUCUUUUAGAGCAGUAUGCUUGUUCUGUAUUUAAAAAAAGAAGAGCUCUAUGGUCUGUUGUUACUGUGGUAAGAUAUACGAUGAGGUAGUCUAAGCCUCAUCCUUUAUUUUGCUUUCAGGGUAGGGAAAUCUUUUUAUUUUGGAUAACAAUACUAACUGCUAAAAGAGAAAAAAAAAUUACCAAAGUAUAUAAACAAGUAUAUACUUUAUAUUUUACAUCUGUGUAGUUGAAAAUGUGUGAUGUUCCUCUGUGAAAUCUGUUUAGAAAUACAAUGACUGAAAAAAAAGA
Oryzias latipes (Japanese medaka) is the source of this 3654-nucleotide messenger RNA. RefSeq names its product synaptogyrin 1b (gene syngr1b). Gene Ontology annotation, cellular component: synaptic vesicle membrane; neuromuscular junction. Lineage: Eukaryota; Metazoa; Chordata; Actinopteri; Beloniformes; Adrianichthyidae. The record is from RefSeq and is a predicted model, not a curated record.